AUGUAUCUACUGGUUUAUGUUGAUGAUAUCAUACUCAUCAGUUCCUCAGAUGCUGCUGCAGAUCGUCUUGUGGCUGCUUUGAGUGGUGAUUUUGCUGUCAAGGAUCUAGGUGCUCUGCACUUCUUCCUUGGUCUUGAGGUUUCACGGUCUUCUGUUGGGUUAACUCUUACUCAGAAGAAGUAUUCUCUAGACUUGUUGCGUCGUGCUGGAAUGCUGAAGUGUAAACCUGCCAGCACUCCGAUGUCGGCCACUGAUCGGUUGUCUGCUCUUGAUGGAGACCCUCUUUCAUCUGAUGAUGCUACUGAGUACCACAGUCUUGUUGGUGGUCUGCAGUAUCUUACUAUCACCAGACCAGAUUUCUCUUAUGCAGUCAACACCGUGUCUGCCAGUUUCUCCAUGCACCCAGGACAUCUCAUUGGUCAGCUGUGA
Molecule: messenger RNA, 429 nt
Organism: Aegilops tauschii subsp. strangulata
Lineage: Eukaryota; Viridiplantae; Streptophyta; Magnoliopsida; Poales; Poaceae
Source: RefSeq, a predicted model, not a curated record